AUGGCGGACAACAACCAAGGCUGCAAGAUCACCCUAUACUGGCUCGAACAAUCUCGAAGCCACCGCAUCCUCUGGCUGCUGGAGGAACUCAAGCUCAAGUAUGAGCUCAAGACCUUCAAGCGCCGCGCCGACAAACUCGCACCACCCGAGCUGAAGAAGGUCCACCCCCUCGGCAAGUCACCGGUCAUCACCAUCGAAGCCCCCGGUUCCUCCUCGCCCAUGGUCCUCGCAGAAUCCGGCGCGAUCGUAGAGUACCUCUGCGAUCACUUCGGAAAGGCCAACCCGUCGCUCGUUCCCGAGCGCUACAUUGCAGGCAAGGAAGGACAAGUCGGUGGCGAACGUGAAGAGUUCAUGCGUUACCGCUAUUUCAUGCACUACGUUGAAGGAAGUCUGAUGCCAUUUUUGGUUAUGAGUCUUGUGAAUGAUACUAUUCGGAACUCGCCACCCUUCUUCAUUCGCCCGAUUACCGGCCUCGUCGCUUCGCAGGUUGAGGCGUCUUUCCUUAAUCGGAAUAUUCAGGGGAACCUUGAUUUCCUUGAGGAUCAGCUCAAGACGGCACCGGAGGGUGGCCCUUGGAUCUGUGGAAAGGAUUUGACAGCUGCGGAUAUCUUGUUGAGUUUCCCGGCUAUCGCUGCUAGUGGGCGUUUGCUGAAGGAGCAGAAGAUGCGAGAGAAGUAUCCUCUGCUUGCUUCUUAUGCUGAGCGUUUGCAGGAGGUAGAGGGGUACAAGACUGCCGUCAAGAAGAUUGAGGCGGCUGAGGGAAGUUUCUCGGCUUCUAUGUGA
This is a messenger RNA of Penicillium odoratum, 783 nucleotides long. Its product is annotated as glutathione S-transferase. Bases 1 to 783 code for a protein of 260 amino acids. NCBI's taxonomy places the organism in Eukaryota, Fungi, Ascomycota, Eurotiomycetes, Eurotiales, Aspergillaceae. The transcript has 3 exons. The record is from RefSeq and is a predicted model, not a curated record.